Sander lucioperca (pikeperch) is the source of this 2947-nucleotide messenger RNA. RefSeq lists its product as uncharacterized. The transcript is spliced from 22 exons. The coding region runs from base 1 to 2880 and encodes 959 amino acids. NCBI's taxonomy places the organism in Eukaryota, Metazoa, Chordata, Actinopteri, Perciformes, Percidae. Gene Ontology annotation, cellular component: extracellular region; membrane. Gene Ontology annotation, molecular function: lipid binding. The record is from RefSeq and is a predicted model, not a curated record. Gene Ontology annotation, biological process: lipid transport; lipoprotein metabolic process.
AUGGACUGGGGAAAGGUGGUUUGUUCAGUGGACUCCUCAGAAAGACUCCCCAAACAACUGGAGAGGAGAAAGGAGGUGCGUCCAGCGGAUUAUUCCAGAAGCCGUCCAGACGUGCAGACGGUCCUACAGAAGAAGAAACACAGUCACAUGGCGAUGAGCUCUCAGGCAGCAGUGAUGCUCUUAACACCAAGUGGAGUAUUCAAGAAAACUCCCAAACCUGCAGAAGCUGCUCAACGUGAGGAGGAACGAGAAGCUCCGAAAGAGCAGUCGGUCAGCAAUGACAGCCUGUCUGAGAAUAACACCACGAAGGAGCUGGAGGUGAACAGAGAAAAAUGGUUAUCUGGGAGCUGUGAGAAUCUGUCUGACACCACGGUCCCAAAGGAGAAACAAGGUGGCCUGGCGGGCAUCUUUAAAAGAUCAGCCAGUAUUGACAACCUGUUUGAUGAGGAGAAAGGCGGGCUGUUCAGCGGACUAAAGAAAACACCCAAAGCGUCCAGAGACGAGACAGUUGCAGAGGACAAAGAUGACCAGAAGGAGCUGUCAGCAAGUGAUGACAGUCUGUUUGACAACAGCAACACCAAGGAGAAAAGUAUUUUCAGUGGCAUGUUUAAGAAGACUCAUAAACCAGCAGAUGGGACUACAACAGAUGAGGAAUCAAACGAGGAUAAGAAGUUAUCUGUCAGCUGGGAAAAUCUGUUAGAAGCAAACACAUACAAGGAGAAGACUGGAGGACUGGCAGGGAUCUUCAAGAGGUCUUACAAACCAGCUCCGCGCUCGAUCGCUAAUGAGGAUCCUCUCAGUGACACAUUGGAGUUGUCCGCCAGCUGCGGCAGCCUCGCAGAAACUGCCGAGGAAAGCGAGGACAUGGAGGCACCGGAAGGAGGCGGGCUGAGACGCAGGAGAACCAUCAGCAAGAAAAGACGAGUUGUGUCAUUCCGAGUCAAGAAAACUCUUCCCAAAAUACAGAAGCUUGAUCUACCUUCACAGAGUUCAGACAAGAUGCCUCUUAUUGAGGAGGCUGUAGAGCUGCAGGAGCUGAACCGAGCACAGGAGAGCACAGUAGAGGUCCAGACUUUGGAGAUGGCAGCUUACCCUACUGAAGACAACCCUCUGGAAUCUGAGGAAAAUGAUGAUUUGAUGGAGUGGUGGAACACAGUCAAAGGAUGGGCAGAAUGGAACGAGACAUCUAAUUUCCACGAAGAUGAUGGGCAAAUGUCGAUGGAGCAGGCAGCUGACCGUGUCUACAUGGCAGCCCGUCUCUUUGUGCGUCUUUUCAACAAGCGGGGGGCGUCCUUACAGCGUGGCAUCCUGGAGCUUUUGGCUCUGGCCGAUGCUGCCGAUGAUUUCCACAAAAAGACGGUGAAAGCUGCUGUGGGUGGAGGGGUGGCCAGUGUUGCUGGCAGCCUGACAACAAUCACGGGGCUCAUUCUGGCGCCUUUCACCUUUGGCGCCUCUAUUAUUGUCACGGCGGUGGGGAUCAGUGUGGCGACGGCGGGCAGCAUCACCUCAGCAACAGCCAACAUCACAGAUACAGUUCACUCUAACAUGGACCGUAAGAAGCUGGAGAAGAUGAUCCAGGGCUACCAGGAGGAGAUCAGCGACAUCAGGGAGUGUUUGGAGUUUGUGCAGGCAGGUAUGGACACCCUGCAGGAGUGGGACUUUGAGAAAUACUCAAAGAGCGUCGCCAAAAAGGCUCUGAACCACAACCUCCGGCAUGUGAUGAAGGAGGGCGGCAUGGCUGGAAAAGCCCUGUUGAUCAACACAAACCAACUGGUCAGCACUGUGCAGGUUUUAGGCGCUGCAGGCGGUGUUGCCAAAGCCGCCCAGGCCAUCAGCAUCACCACAGGGGUGAUGUCAGCGCUCUUCCUGGCUCUGGAUAUUUUCUUCCUCGCCAAAGACUCCCACCAGCUCCGCAAGGGCGCCAAGACCAAGUUCGCCACCAAGAUCAGGGAGGUAUGCAAAGAACUCCAGGAUGGGCUCCUGGAGCUGAACAAGGUGAAGACGCAGCUGCAGAAGACCAUGGAUGGCAUCGAGGUGGAGGAGGUGGAGGUGGAGGAGGAGGUGGAGGUGGAGGUGGAGGUGGAGGUGGAGGAGGAAGUCGACGACGAUCCCAGGAAGCUGACUGAGCUGGAGCAGGAACUGGACCUACUGGAGGAGCAACUGGACAGGAAGGUUGAGGAGGAGCAGAAGAGUAAAGAUAUGGGGAAGGAACAUUUGAAAAGUAAGAAGAAAAAGAAGGAGAAGAGCGUGAAGGAAAAAGAAGAGCCAGAGGAAAAGAAGGACCAAGAGGAGAUGGCAGAUAAGGAUGCUAAGGCAGAGGGAAAGAAGAAAAGUAAGAAGGGAAAAGGUGAGGGAGAAAGCAAGAUUUCUGAAGAGGAAAAGGAGCAGAACAAUGAGACUGUCAAAGCAGCCAAAGAGGAUGUUUUAAAAGAACAAUCUCAGAUAGGAAAGAAGGACAAAGAAACUGAGAACCGCAAGCAAGACCAGGCAAAAGAAGACAAUUGUACAAAUAAAAAGACAGACGAGAAGGAGAAAGAGAAAAAGAAAACUGGAAAAGAACCAUGUCAGGAAACGGCGACGGGAAGAGAGGAUUGGGAAAGAGAGCGGCGGAGCAGCAGGGAGGAACCUGACUUAAAGAGUCACCGCAGGGGAAGAACAGCUCGGCAUGAUGACCACAGGGAGAGGGGAGGGGAGGAACAGGAGAGUAGGAGCGAGAGGAGGAAGUUUGAGAGAGCAGGGGGUGAGGAGGAGGAGGAGAGAUGGAAGAGGAAAGAGUAUAAGGCGAGGAGAGGAAGUGACAGAGGCAGAGAGCAAGAACAUGGCUACCGAGGAUCUGUACCUGGCUCCAUGGCGCUGCUGGAAGAUGGUCUGUAUAUUUAAUUUUAAGUAAGUUAUUUGUGGCACUUUUAUUUUUUGGGGCAUUUUAGGCCUUUAUUUGUCUAUAUAA